This is a messenger RNA of Puma concolor (puma), 2346 nucleotides long. It is a transcript of the gene CDH24, whose product is annotated as cadherin 24. NCBI's taxonomy places the organism in Eukaryota, Metazoa, Chordata, Mammalia, Carnivora, Felidae. Gene Ontology annotation, cellular component: plasma membrane; adherens junction; catenin complex. The record is from RefSeq and is a predicted model, not a curated record. Gene Ontology annotation, biological process: cell-cell adhesion mediated by cadherin; adherens junction organization; multicellular organism development. Gene Ontology annotation, molecular function: calcium ion binding; cadherin binding; beta-catenin binding.
AUGUGGGGUCUGGUAAGACUCCUCCUGGCCUGGCUGGGUGGCUGGGGCUGCAUGGGGCGCCUGGCAGCCCCAGCCCGGGCCUGGGCAGGGUCCCGGGGGGGCCCAGGACCAGUACUGCUACGGAACCGAAGGAGCUGGGUGUGGAACCAGUUCUUUGUCAUUGAGGAAUAUGCCGGUCCAGAGCCAGUCCUUAUUGGUAAGCUGCACUCGGAUGUGGACAGGGGCGAGGGCCGCACGAAGUACCUGCUGACCGGGGAGGGGGCAGGCACUGUAUUUGUGAUUGAUGAGGCCACAGGCAAUAUCCAUGUCACCAAGAGCCUGGACCGAGAGGAGAAGGCACAGUACGUGCUGCUUGCCCAAGCCGUGGACCGAGCCUCAAACCGGCCUCUGGAGCCCCCUUCAGAGUUUAUCAUCAAGGUGCAAGACAUCAACGACAAUCCACCUAUCUUUCCCCUCGGUCCCUACCACGCCACAGUGCCCGAGAUGUCCAAUGUCGGGACGUCAGUGAUCCAGGUGACGGCUCACGAUGCCGAUGACCCCAGCUACGGGAACAGCGCCAAGCUGGUGUACACCGUGCUGGAUGGACUGCCUUUCUUCUCUGUCGACCCCCAGACUGGAGUGGUGCGGACCGCCAUCCCCAACAUGGACCGGGAGACACAGGAGGAGUUCUUGGUGGUGAUUCAGGCCAAGGACAUGGGCGGCCACAUGGGGGGGCUGUCGGGCAGCACUACAGUGACAGUCACCCUCAGCGAUGUCAACGACAACCCCCCCAAGUUCCCUCAAAGCCUGUACCAGUUCUCUGUGGUGGAGACUGCUGGGCCAGGCACCCUAGUGGGCCGUCUGCGGGCCCAGGACCCAGACCUGGGGGACAACGCCCUCAUGGCAUACAGCAUCCUGGACGGAGAGGGGUCCGAGGCCUUCAGCAUCAGCACAGACUCCCAGGGUCGAGAUGGGCUUCUCACCGUCCGCAAGCCCCUAGACUUUGAGACCCGGCGCUCCUAUUCCUUCCGUGUGGAGGCCACCAACACCCUCAUCGACCCAGCUUACCUGCGGCGAGGGCCCUUCAAGGACGUGGCCUCGGUACGCGUGGCUGUGCAGGAUGCCCCAGAGCCCCCUGCCUUCACCCAGGCUGCCUAUCACCUGGCAGUGCCUGAGAACAAAGCUCCCGGGACGCUGGUGGGCCAGGUCUCAGCCUCUGACCUGGAUUCCCCAGCCAGCCCAAUCAGAUACUCCAUCCUCCCCCACUCGGAUCCAGAGCGCUGCUUCUCUAUCGAGCCCGAAGACGGCACCAUCCGCACGGUGGUGCCCCUGGACCGCGAGACUCGUGUCUGGCACAACCUCACAGUGUUGGCCACAGAGCUCGACAGCUCCGCACAGGCCUCCCGCGUGCAAGUGGCCAUCCAGACCUUGGAUGAGAAUGACAACGCCCCCCAGCUGGCCGAGCCCUACGACACCUUUGUGUGUGAUUCUGCAGCCCCUGGCCAGCUGAUUCAGGUCAUCCGGGCUCUGGACAGAGAUGAAGUUGGCAACAGUAGCCGUGUCUCCCUUCAAGGGCCUCUGGGCCCUGAUGCCAACUUCACUGUCCGAGACAACCGAGAUGGCUCUGCCAGCCUGCUGCUGCCCUCUCGUCCUGCUCCGCCCCGCCAGGCACCCUAUCUGGUUCCCAUAGAGCUGUGGGACUGGGGACAGCCAGCUAUGAGCAGCACUGCCACAGUGACUGUCAGCGUGUGCCGCUGCCGUCCUGAUGGCUCUGUGGCGUCCUGCCGGCCCGAGGCGCAGCUCUCCCCCGCUGGGCUCAGCACUGGGGCCCUGCUUGCCAUCAUCACCUGCGUGGGCACCUUGCUUGCGCUGGUGGUGCUCUUUGUGGCCCUGCGGCGGCAAAAGCAGGAAGCGCUGAUGGUGCUGGAGGAGGAGGACGUCCGCGAGAACAUCAUCACCUACGAUGACGAGGGCGGCGGCGAAGAGGACACCGAGGCCUUCGACAUCAGCGCACUGCAGAACCCUGACGGGGCGGGCCCACCGAACCCGGGCCCUCCAGCGCGCCGCGACGUGCUGCCCCGGGCCCGGGCGCCACGCCAGCCCAGGCCCCCCGGCCCCUCUGACGUGGCCCAGCUCCUGGCGCUGCGGCUCCGCGAGGCGGACGAUGACCCCAGCGUGCCGCCCUACGAUUCGGUGCAGGUGUACGGCUACGAGGGCCGGGGCUCCUCCUGCGGCUCCCUCAGCUCCCUGGGCUCCGGCAGCGAAGCGGGGGGCGCCUCCGGCCCCACCGAACCACUGGACGACUGGGGGCCGCUCUUCCGCACCCUGGCUGAGCUGUACGGGGCCAAGGAGCCCCCGGCCCCCUGA